Molecule: messenger RNA, 10983 nt
Organism: Acipenser ruthenus (sterlet)
Lineage: Eukaryota; Metazoa; Chordata; Actinopteri; Acipenseriformes; Acipenseridae
Gene: jph3b
Product: junctophilin 3b
Exons: 5
Coding region: 169-2484 (771 amino acids)
Biological process (GO): regulation of synaptic plasticity
Cellular component (GO): junctional membrane complex; endoplasmic reticulum membrane; plasma membrane
Source: RefSeq, a predicted model, not a curated record
UGCAAGGAAGGCGCAUGGCUUGUCUGAUGCAUUUCAACAAAAACUGCUAUCAAAGAAGACCGAAGAAGGGAUAAUAAUGCCAGCCUGGAUUCCUCCCCCCAUUGUCUAGUUUGGUUACCUGUUUUUUUUUUUUUUUUUGGGGGGGGAUUUGCAAAACCUAUUUCAUGCAUGUCCUGUGGGGGCAGGUUCAAUUUUGACGAUGGGGGGUCAUACUGCGGAGGCUGGGAGGAUGGCAAGGCUCACGGCCACGGGAUCUGCACUGGCCCCAAGGGACAGGGCGAGUAUUCGGGGUCCUGGAGUCACGGCUUCGAGGUGGUGGGGGUCUACACAUGGCCGAGUGGCAACACUUUCCAAGGGACUUGGGCACAGGGCAAGAGGCAUGGCAUCGGGGUGGAGAACAAAGGGAAGUGGGUAUAUAAAGGCGAAUGGACUCAUGGAUUUAAGGGACGCUAUGGGGUACGUGAAAGCACGGGCAGUGGGGCCAAAUACGAAGGCACCUGGAACAACGGGCUGCAAGACGGCUACGGGACUGAGACCUACUCUGACGGAGGUACCUAUCAGGGUCAGUGGGUGGGAGGAAUGCGGCACGGAUACGGUGUCCGGCAGAGCGUCCCGUAUGGAAUCGCAGCCGUCAUCCGCUCUCCGCUCCGAACCUCUAUAAACUCCCUGCGCAGUGAGCACAGCAACGGCACGGCGCUGCACCCGGAUGCUGUGGGGGGAACGGGGGGGGUGGCGGCAGGCAGCCCAGCUGUCUCCAGGGGGGGCUUCGUCCUCACCAUGCACAGCGAUGCAGAGCUGCUCAAGAGCAAGAAGAAGGGCCUUUUCCGGCGGUCGCUGCUGAGCGGGCUGAAGCUGCGCAAGUCCGAGUCCAAGAGCUCGCUGGCCAGCCAGAGAAGCAAGCAGAGCUCUUUCCGCAGCGAGGCCGGUAUGAGUACCGUCAGCUCAGCCGCCAGCGAUAUCAACUCCACCAUGAGUCUAGGGGAGGGCGAUGCUGACCUCUCCGUCAUUGAAGAUGAUAUCGACGCCACCACCACUGAGACCUACAUAGGGGAGUGGAAGAACGACAAGAGGUCCGGCUUCGGACUCAGUCGGCGCUCCGAUGGGCUCAAGUACGAGGGGGAGUGGGCCAGCAACAAGCGCCAUGGCUACGGCUGCACCACUUUCCCCGACGGCACCAAGGAGGAAGGGAAGUACAAGCAGAACAUCCUGGUGAGUGGCAAGCGGAAGAACCUCAUCCCACUGCGUGUGAGCAAGAUCCGGGAGAAGGUGGACCGUGCCGUGGAGGCUGCCGAGAGGUCGUCGAAUGACGCCAAGCAGAAAGCGGAAAUCGCUCUAUCCAGGACGUCUCAUGCGCGGGGGAAGGCGGAGGCAGCAGUGGCCGCUGCUCAGAAAGCCCAGGAGGAAGCACGGCUCGCCAGGAUCACUGCCAAAGAAUUCUCCCCUUCUUUCCAGCACCGGGGAAACGGGCUGGAGUGCCAAAGGCCGAAGCAUCAGAACUCGAGUGAGAACGACAUCGAAGUGAUCUCCACAGGGACUCAUGACAGCCCCGAGCUGCACAUGAAGGGGACGACCCCCCCUGAUCUCACCCCAGACCAGAGCCCCUCACCCAGCCGGCCCGCCACCCCUCCCUCCACCAGCCGCUCCAAGCCCUCUCGCCGCACCAAGAAUGCCAGAUUCCUGAGACAGACUGCUGUGGACGACGACCGGGGUGCCGGCGAAAUCCAGGUGCUUGUGGAAGGGAGGGGGGGAGCGGGGGAGUACCUGCGACCCAACAGCCGAAGUGAGGAGAAGCGGCCGACAGCAGUGGGAUCCAGCAGUAGAGGCGGCAGUGGAGGGAGCAGCAGAUCCAACACCCCUUCCGUCCAGGAAGACACAAGGGCUCGAAGCAGUAAUGGCCACAGGCAAGCAUCGUUCAACCACAAGCCCCGGGAGCGAUGGUCUGACUGCCCCAGCACCGUCUCCUGGGCGACACACCGCUCCCACAGUGAAACCCUGACCAACUCCCGGCUAUUGGAGCAGGAUGAGGAGAAACUCAGCAACUAUGAGAUGGAGAUGAAGCCCCUGAAAAGAAUGGAUUCCUAUAUGCAAGAAACACAUUCUCAAAAACACCAUGCUGCCGCCUCUGCAUCCGGCACCGCCCACAGCUCUCCCAGCCCUGCCAAGGACAACCACUCGGAGGCUAGGGCCUUCGGGGUUCAAAGAAUGAGAGGCAAAUGCCAGCCCAAGGUGAGCAUGCGGCCCAUCGAGCCCCCCACGGUGCAGAAGCUGGAUAGCUGCCUCCGGCUGGGGGACAAACUUGAGUCCCGGCCCCUCAGGAGGGAUUUGACCCUUUCCCCCCCACAGAAAUCUUUACCCAUUGCACUAGAGCACGACGAGGAGAAUUUAAGUGAACUCAAAGACUCGGGUUCCAGUUCUAUCCUGGUUGUUAUGGUGAUCUUGCUAAACAUUGGAGUUGCCAUUUUGUUUGUUCACUUUUUUAUUUAAUGUAAUGCCUAUUAUUACUGUUAUUAUUCUGGUUACCAUGAUUAUUGCCCUGUUUAAAAAAAAAAAAAAAAAAGAAAAAAAGAGACCAAACAAACAAACAAACAAAUCUCCAAAUAACACAAUCCAAACCUGGGAAAGAAUUCUAAACAGCCUCUUGUUUUUCUCGUUCUUUAAAUCUAAAGAAUUUGCUAAAGUGGUUAACUUUUUUUUUUGCCUUUUUUCUUAUUUUGUUUCUCGCUUUAAAGUUUUUUUUUUUUCUGGAAAGUAACAUUAAAUAAAUAAAAAUUACUGGCUUGUACAACAGUAUAGCGCUGUGUGGCAUGGCAGCACAAUACAGAUGCCUGCCCCCUUCCCCCAGCUACUUCAAAGAAGCAUUACUACAGUGUCGGGAAACAACAGAACAACGCGGUUGCAGCCCGCAACGGUGUAAAGAACUCAGAAGAUCCAAAUUACUAUUUUCAAUGGGCUGUUCCCAGGUUUUCUGUUUUGGCAGCUAUGUUUAGAGCCAGUUGGUACCAGUUUACAUGGAAUUUAUAAUGAACUCUAUUUCCAAAAUUUAAAACAGGCUUACUCGUCUGGUACAGCUUUGGUGAAACAUUUCCGGACAAGAAUAUUCUUUGGGCCUGUGGAGUUGGAAAAAAGUUGGAAAAAAGUCUGUUUAGUUAAGAGGGAUCCAUACUGUUCCAAUAAUUAUUGGAGGAAUUACCAUUGCACAGCAGUUUGAGCCUUUCCAGGUUUUACUGUGAGUCUAAUUAGUGCCUCUUGAGCUUUAUUAGACAAGAGGAAAGGUAUGCUUAAUUAGGCCUGACUAUAAAGAAAGAACUGGAACUGCUAUGCAAUUGUAGUAGUUGAUUAUAUCCGUGCCCUGUUUUCUUAUUGCCAGGGAACAAGCAAAUGUUGUCAUGGCAAUCUGUGAUUUGAUGAUAUCACCAUGGGCAGACAUUUUUACAGUCGCCUGAACUGUACAGUUACCCACCGUUUGUAUUACAGUUAACCUCUUGUCCUGUUGAAUCUUAUUAUGAAAAAAUGUUUCACUAAGACUACAUCUCAGACUUUAAAAUCUUGUCAAGUCUAAUGAAUUUGGCUGUAAAAAUAUAUAAUUCCUUAAAACAAAAUUACAAGGCCCAAAAUUAACAUGUAUAUCAUUUGAAAGAAGACACGGUUCGUUUUCAGCCACUGCUUAGAAGACCUCUACUUUAUUUAAAAGGAAGUUACUUUACAUCCAUUGCAAGACUUUUUAAACAGCCAUCUGCCUUGUUUUUUUUUUUUUAAACUAAGACAAACUGCAUGCUCACGUAUAUAUAAGUAUGUUUAAAAAAAAAAAAAAAAAAAAAGUUUAUGAAUAAAUCUGUUUUUGAGUUUUUAAAGCAGUCGGGGUUGUAAAACUGUGUGUCGACAGUCUUUUCAAAUGAUAAACAUUACCGAUGGGUUGCAUAAGGGUUAGAAUAAUAUUCCAGAUAAGAGUUGUAAAUACAGGGGAGAAGGCUGUGUGCAGCUUGAUCACAGUGAGGGUAUGUGUGCUUGUCAGUCAAGUUACAAAUCAGAAAGGGAUCAUUGGCUCUACAACAAGACUGCCACCACAUUAAAAAAAAGCAUGUGUUUUAAACUACUAUAUCCCCUUUCUCAUACUGAUCUAUAUCUAUCUAUCUAUCUAUCUGUCUUCCUACAUACAAAUGCUGGACAAAAAUAUAGGAACACCUGUGUACCGUUGCACACAUUUUUGGGUAAAUUGGAUUUAUUUGUCAAAUUGGACCCCAAGUCUAUUCUGUAAUGUAUAAAAGCUGCAUCUCUCUGGUGAAAUCUAUUUCAAGAUCUUUGAUAGGGCACUAAUAUUAGAUGCUUGGUUAGCAGAUGCUUUCGUAUCCCCAAUUAUUAUUAUUAUUAUUAUUAUUAGUUACAAAGAUACUCAGAAGGAAUAACAAUUGAGGAAUAGUCACGUAUCCCCUAAGAAUUAAGUUAAACAUUUUACAGAGUCGCUAAGUCGAUUAGUGCCGCCCUGGUUGCCCAUCAUAUUGACAAUGUUAUGGCGGGUGUUUCCAAUUUUUCAUCCAGCUCCUGGAUCUCACUGUCUGGUAUAGUUUUAUACCAUCUCCCCUCAGUUACUCAUCAUCUUGCUUUAUAUAACAGCAUGCCAACGCAUGCAUUUGUUUUGCCAAUCAAAUCUGAUUUCUGUGAAAGAAAAAAAAAAAAAAAAAAAAAAAAAAAGAAUACCACUGAAUAUAAUCUUUAUGUUAUGUGCUCAUUCCAAACAUGCCUUUUAUCAACAGAGGAGACCUGGUGUAUAAAUGGCCUGGAGGGUGAGAUGUUUGCUAGUGUGAUUUUUUUGUUGUUAGACCUGUUCAGUUUGUUUAUGAAAUGUUGGAAAGCUUUUUUUCUUUUCUUUUUUAAACAUAAAAAUCAAUAAAUGGGAGAACCAUUUUAAUUCCAUUUUUAUGUUCUUCUAAAUCCUUGUGGCCUAAUGUAGGCUGUAAAUAGAAUACCACGAGUUAAAUAGUACCAAGUCGAUUCCUCAACCAAUGAAUGAUGUCUUCAAAAUGUAGGGAAUACACAUUUUGUUUGUAAAAUAAAAUCACAAAGUGAGAAGACCGAAAUGAAACACUAUUAUAUAAUUCAGGGGUGUCACAGUAUGGCAGGGUAUGCAAUCUGAAGUGUAGGUGCUGCAUUACAGAAGCAUCUGUAUGCAAGAGGAUCUUAACAGGGCCUGUCUGGGUGUGUCACCAUGGCAACAUCGAUUCAAGAUUCUGAACCAGCAGCUGCUCGCACGGGGAGGGGCCAGGGUGGUGUGACUGCCCUUCAGGGAGAUGUGCUAUUGAAUGAGGUCUGCACUGAGAGAGGGAAAAGGGAGCUGUCUGUUCAGGCACAUGGCCACUGCCUGACACACUGCCUCUGAGGAGGACAAGCAAGGGAGUUAAAGAGCGUAUAGGAGUCUUUCAGAACAGUCAAUACAACAUAUGUACAGUAAAUAAUCACUUCCCUCUGCUAGAUAUACAUUUGAACUCCGCCUUUAUUAAAAUAUGUACCAAAUAUUGGGUUGGGUCACGGUUUGCUCUGUUUAAAGCCUUGACAUGACAUGGCAUAGACCGCAAUAUGCUGGAAGGGGUCUUGAGGGGUGUUAAUCCAUGUAGUCAUUAAUAUUUAAUGCAUUUUGCUGCAGAGAAGUAGGAAGAAGAUUGUGAUGACGAAUGCGUCAGUCAAGACCCAAACAUGCUUGUUUGGUUUGUGGUGGCUAUGGAAGAUGCCUGAAGUAUCUGGCAUUCUCCUCAACCCAUUCAUGCACAAUUCUGGCAUGGUGUACGAGUGCAUUACUGUCUUGAAAGUAGCCAUCGAUAUCCAGAGUAAUCGAAGGACCCAGGCAUUACCAAGAGAACAUGGUCCCCACCAGGGUGAUGCCAAAUCCAAUCAGGUAGACAUGUCCUAAUAAAGUGGCCAGGCAGCAUAUAUAUAAAUAAAUCAAUAUGCUGCAUUUCUUGCCUGUUAUUUCUCCCCAGCGUGCGUGUUUUGUAUCUUAGACUACUUCUAACUACAGGGAUGGAAAGAAGACCCCAUAUUGUAUAGCAGUUUGAUCCAUUCCUGGUUUUACUAUGAGUUUAAUAAGGCACGCCCGAGCUUAUUACAAGCUCGUAGUGAAACCUGGAAUGGGUGACAGUGCUAUACAACUGGAGUCUUAUUUGUAUCCCUGCACUUGGUAUGCCAAAGUAAACAGAUAAUCUUGGAGGAACAAUGGCUCUUCAUUUCACCUAAGGCUGUAAAAGUGUAUUCUAAGCGGCAUAGUACUUAUCUAAACGUUUAACCAGAAACGCACAGUUUUAUCUUGCUUUGAUUUUUCCAAAAGUUUCAGCAUUUAUAGUAUUUGUAAACCACUGUAACAUUGUUUGAAACAAAGUAAUGUAAAAUUUGAAAUAUACAGUAUACAAAAUGUAAAAUAUUGACUAUCAAUACUAAAUCAAGUCUACUUUUACACUGAAAAUAUCUGUGAAGGUUUAAACAGUUAACAGCCGUUUAACAGAAGGUUUAAAUGUCUAAUCUAGUAAACAUUUACAACCUUCAUUUUACCUCACGCAAAAAGGCCUCUGCAAGAGUGAAUGCCACUGGUAGCACACUACAUACCAGUGAUAGCUAGCUACUUCUAACACCAUCAAUAACUAAAUAAUAGCUGUCCCAGGGGUAAACCUUUGUGACUGCAAUUAGACUCGUGUCUUUAAACGAGCUGUACAGCCAAGCCCUGUGCUACUAUAAAUCUAGUGAUGCCUUUCCCUUACAGGGGCCCCUUUCAGUGUCUAGUUUGCAUAUACACAAGCCCUGCUAUUCCCUGCAGUGUGAGCAUUUUAAUCAAUUCUUAUCUUGCACAGAACAAAAGAUGUCUAAAUCCAUUCCUUUUUUUAAAACCAAUUAGUCAUUUGCUCACAAAGCAAGCAGGAGACAUAGUAUUACAGCUUCACGUGUUAUUUAUAUUUCCACCUUCCUCUCGUUCUUUUCAUGUUUUCAACCAUUGAGAGUGGUUCUUGGUUCUGGAUGCUCCAAUAUUGUGUUAUUAUUUGCAUAUCUGUCUUUAACUGGCUUUCAAUUUGCUUUGGGCUUGUCCAGACUUCUAACUGCCAGCAUUCCAUAGACUUCCUCAUUCCAUUCCAUCCAUGUGACAACCUAACCUUUCAACUCUGCCCCAACCUACUGUAGACAUACACAGAGGGCGAGUAGGUGGGGCCUGUCAAGACGAGUGCAUUCCUGUCUUGAAAGUAGCCAUCCAUAUUAGGAUACAAGUGCAGCAUUGCUGGGUGGACUUGAACCACAGCACCACUGAAAUAUUUUGUCUUGAUUGUAGGAGGAAACAUGUUCAGUCCUUGCCAGACCGAAUUUUCCAGACAGGUAAAGACAGAUUUAGAGACAAAUGAUAAUAACUCAAUAUUCUAACUCAGAACCACUUCACAUAAUUUGCAAGCAUCAAAAAACAAAACAAACAAACAAAAAAAACCAAGGAACCAAGCAACCCUUUUAAUACACUUGCAAUCACAACAUCUAAAAACAUGACAGGCGACAGACAACCCUGUCUUCCAAGUGCACAGCUUAAUGUUCUACAGCAAAUACAGCUUAGUGAUUUUAUAAGCCUCUAACCACCAUGGGGAAAAAUUAGAUCAGCCAGGUGCCAGAACUGAGAGUAGAGCUAUGUUAUUAUCCACACAGUGAGCUGUAGUGAGGGGUCUAUAUGUACACAAGUCACAGGAGCGCUCUCUUUAUUUCGCUAUAUAACAUAAAAUGUAAUGCAAUUUACUGUCAACCUGGCCAAAUUGCGAGUUAACUGAAUUAGUGAAUUAUUAAAUCAUGAAAAGUUGAGAUCUGUUAAUCCAAUUGUGAUGAAAAUUGGUUAUGUGACAUAUUAUUAAGAAUAUCGAAACCUAGGGAUAUUUUUACAUGUCUGCCCAUACAUACGCACAUAUGUCACUAAUGUUGAUCUACUAUAGGUUCCCAAAUACCUUUUCUUCCAUCUUAUUAGCACUAGUCGCUAUUUCUUCCUGAUGUAUUUCUUACAUCCACGAGGGGCAGUGUUGAAGGAGGACAGGUUAAUGGUUACACCCUGGUGUACCAGCUGUAGUUAGAGAGAUUUUUGAUGGCUCUAUUGAGGCCACAGGGGUGCUUUAAAAUUGUUUUAAAAAAGUUACCAGGAUGUUAUGACUGGAAUAAUAUACAAAUAGAAUAUAAAGAAGAACACAUUGGCCAAGAGGACUGACAUUUCAGACCUGUAUGAGAUCAAGUGGGGGCACCUGCAGGGCUGACCUUUGUCCUCAUGAUCAGUUGUUGAAGGAACAUAAUUGCACACGCUAAAUAAAGGAGAGGAAUGUGGGUAAAAUAAUUAGGUGUUCUAAAUAAAACAUAAAAAAUAAAUAAUUAAAAACAGACCCUGGCAUUUUGCAUAGUUUUACAGACAGAAAUACUCCAAAUAGACUCAAACACUGUUAGAUGUUUGAUUUUCCCAACCAUUGUACACCCAUUUUAAUUGUGGGCAAUGCUGCCACUACCUCACCUGCAUGAUCCUCUGGUGCACGUCAAAGCCAAAGGAAGGGAUGGGUGACAGUGACUAAAGAUUAGAUUAGAUUGCUCAGACUGUUUUUAUUUUUUCAGGCAGUAUUUGAAUGUGAUCUGCUUGCAGAAAGUGGGUUUUUUUUUUCCUCUAGGUACUUUGGAAUAUUUCUCAAGAUGAAUAAGAAGAAUAGUUUUUCUCCGACAGGGAACUAUGUGGUUUAAGUUAAUGUUGAACGUCUCUGUUGGUUAUAUUCUUGUUUCCUCAUUUUAAAUGGACAGCCUAAAUAAACCCACAGAGAGGGGGUAGUUUAUGUGUGCGCUGUAAUGGAAAGCCAAACUGGUUUCUAGCGAGAGAGGUUGUGGAGAUUGGUAUUGUGUAAUUCUGUGUGCAAACCUAUGUUUAAAUAAAUAAAUAAAUAUAUAAAUUGUAAAACUGCAUGGCACAGAGUAACAUACAAAGGGUGGUUACAUACUUGCAGUACAUGCGAAAUAGACUUCACCAAUAUUCAAAUAUCUUGAAAAAAUAUGCUUCAAACAGCACAAAAAUGCAUAUCAGCCGAAUGAAAGUGGUUUCAUGUCUAGCUGUUCAGGGGCACAUUAGUCUUGUCAUUAUGAAUCUCUGAUAAUUCAAAUGGAAAUACGCUAAGCCUUUGCAAUCAGACCCACAAUUUCAAAUGCCGUUAUACUGAGGACCUCUUUCACGUAGUGAUCAGACAAUACAAAAUGUCAAUAAAAUGAAACUUAACUAGUUCUGCAAUUUCUCUCUGCUUUUCAAGGAGGUGGUUCUGGUAUCACUGAUAAACCAUUCAAGUGUCACUCUUGUGGUAUAUUAUGGCACCAGCACCCCUCAACAGAAUUACGGCAGUAUCUAUACAGAAACCGAUCCUUCACUGUUAACUUCCUUGUAAAAAUGAGAAUGUAUCUAUAAUGUUAGUAUUGUAGAAUGCAUUGGAAGUAGCUUCCCUCACCCACAUUUAAAUAAGAUUAACAGUAAUGUUUGUAGACACGCAUCAAAGUGGAUACAGCAUACACUUGGACAGCAGUGAGAACGUCUUGUGAUUUAUGACGUCAUCUAAAAGCCCUUUUACCUCAUACUAUCUUCUAAUGGACUCCAAGUCAUGUACACAUAUUAUCUAUAUGUAUAUAAUGGUUAGAAAUGAUUCAAUGAGGAUAGCUGAGAGAGACCUACUUAAACUGGGUUUCACUGCCAGUGUGGUUACACAGUCAAACCCAGGACCAAUACUGCAAGAGGCUUAUGACUGAAACACAAACUAAUACACAGGCUUAUACAAAGAACAGUUGUAGAUAAAAACACAACCAGUACUGUAUAUCUGAAAAACACAUGCAAAUAUAUUUCAGAUAGACUUUUUCACUCCUGGCAUUUAUGAAAUAUGUAUGAGACAUAUUCUACAUUAGUAUGUAUUCCAUACAUUAAAUUAUUUAAUUAAACCUACACCCAGGACCUAGAGCCGGUAAUUACUAAAUGCUGUCUAGUUAUUGAAUUCUCCUGCACCAAAACUGCCUGUCCAGGAUUUUAAAUGCACAGGAAAGCAUGAGAAAUAUUAAAAUCAAAUACAUGAAAACUGAAACUGAGAACACAGUAAAACCUGUGUUUACAGUCUCAGAAACUUUACAGACCUGGCUUUAGAUUUCUGCAGAAGAAUAAGCUUCUGUAAUGGUGACUGGCAAGACCAGUGGAAGUAAAUGGAUAACAUGUGUAGUGCCAGCGAAAUUAUGAAGUAAAUCUUUCCAGGACAGUAACAUACUUUGAGACACUCCUGAGGUGAAAUGACCUAGGAAGUGAAACAGUAACAGAUUUCCAGAAAGUAAGCCAUGCAAACUGAGAACUUGCUUUACCCUAGCGUAGUAGAAGACAAACUGUAUACAAUAGUAAGGGAAAUGGAAACAAGCAACUCAAAUGGCAUUUGAAGCUACUAACUCUUUAAGAGGUCUUGCAGGAGGGUAAUAAAUAGUUUCCAGUACAACUAAUACAUAUAAGAACACAGCUGAUCCCAAACCAAGGAAACAAUGACAUCACAUCAAUUUGGUCAGAGAAACAAACCCCUUAUUUCUAAUUGGAUAAAGGAAGGAGCUCUUAGAAUUCCAUGACCUCCGAAUAAGCCUUAUUGCAAUCUGUGAUCUUUCAUCAAGAGGAAAGAUCCACAGAGCACAUAAUGCUACCCACAGCUAGUCCUGAAACCAUGGAAACCAACAUUGUUGCCUUUUGUGAAACCUGACGCUUAACGUUUAUGAAUCUGUACAGUCUAUUCCAGCACUCAUUUCUCAGUUCUUUUUUGUUUUUUUUUGCAUGAGGACAGAAAUGUGGACUCUGAUAUUCUGUAACUAUUUUGUGUUUUAAAAAGGAAUGUUGAUGUUUGAAUUUGAUUGUUUUUUUAAACGCUAAAAUGUUGAUUUUUUUUUUUCAUUUUGAUUAUGAGACGACUGGUUUGAAAAAGUUUGUAUAAAAUAUUUGUUGAAUUUCAA